AAAGCAAGCGAAACGUCAACCAAUAACGUACGAUUUUUCUCUAAGAGCAGGAGCGACGAAUUUAACAUUUUCAAAGCAUUUUAGCGUAAAAUCCAACAAAAAAAACCCACUCACAUCCAAGACCCAACCAACCAUGGAGGAGUCCGACGUUCAUAUCGACGUGAGCGGCAACAUGGAACCCCCGAAGGAGGACACAAAGCUGGGUGGAUUCAACAUGUCUUCGUUCACCAGUUUCUCCGCUCGGAUUCCGAGCCUGUGGGAGCUGUUGCGGUUAACGCGACAGAACGUGCGUCCCUGGUCCGAAUUUUUGCAGACGGCCAACUUUAAAACGGUCGCGAGCGUCCCCCGGUUGACGAAUCGGAUCAUCCGGAACUUGGGCUACUUCCAGAGUAAUUACCUGUUCGUGUUUCUCGGGCUGAUUGUCUACUGUUUAUUGACGUCCCCGCUGAUCCUGAUCGUGCUUGGAGGCGUUUUCUACGCGUGCUACAAGAUCAAGCAGGCAAACACUCCGGUGGCGUUCUUCUCGCGGCAACUCAACACGAACCAGCAGUGCAUCGCGGUGAACGUGGCGUCGAUUCCGCUGCUGUAUCUGGCCGGGGCAGGAGCCGUCAUGUUCUGGGUGCUGGGAGCGUCGUUUUUCGUCAUUUCGCUGCACGCGGCCUUCUACAACAUUGACGCGAUCGUGACGGAGGACACGGAGACGUUCCUCACCGAAACGGUUUAAACGAAAAAAAAAGCUGGAGAAGAUCCCACUAAACGAAUGUCAAUUUGGUCUCCGUUUCCGGCGGGUUGGUAUUGUAAAGAUCGGCGCCAGGAACGAAACCUAAAUCAAAAUUUUCUAACACGUGGCGUUUGAAAGCGCUUUGAGUGUCGCGAUCAUCACUAAUAGACGGUAAUGCUAGAAAUUACUAAUCGAUCUUUAUUUGUUUUUAUUAUUAGCCUUAUCCAAACCAAGUUCAGUGUAUGGACGAAUUAUAAUAAUCACUUUCACGCUCAUAUCAGAAUACUACAACUGCUGUUAAAUUGGUAAUUUGUUUAGUUCUAAACAUACGCGUACUAUACAGUGCAGUUUUCAUUUGAGCAAUAAACUUUCGUAACAA
Molecule: messenger RNA, 1100 nt
Organism: Culex pipiens pallens (northern house mosquito)
Lineage: Eukaryota; Metazoa; Arthropoda; Insecta; Diptera; Culicidae
Product: prenylated Rab acceptor protein 1
Exons: 3
Coding region: 134-724 (196 amino acids)
Cellular component (GO): Golgi apparatus
Source: RefSeq, a predicted model, not a curated record